Messenger RNA from Rhodamnia argentea, 748 nucleotides. Its product is annotated as ankyrin repeat-containing protein P16F5.05c. NCBI's taxonomy places the organism in Eukaryota, Viridiplantae, Streptophyta, Magnoliopsida, Myrtales, Myrtaceae. The transcript has 6 exons. The record is from RefSeq and is a predicted model, not a curated record. The coding region runs from base 84 to 542 and encodes 152 amino acids. Gene Ontology annotation, molecular function: protein binding.
CCCUCGCCUCCUUUCCUUCGCCUCGUCGCCUCUCCGUCGAGUUUCGCUACGAAAAUUCUCUGAAGAAAUUUGCUCCGGUGAAAAUGGGGGCGGAUUCAAACUCAGCCGGGCAUGCUCCAGUAGCUACCAUGCCGGACGACGUGGAUGCCUUACUUGAUGCUGCGAGAUACGGUGACAUGGAGGACGUCACGAGCUUAGCCACCGCCGGUGUUCCUCUAGAUUCGAGGGACGAGCAAGGCCGUACAGCUCUUCACAUGGCCGCGGCCAAUGGGCACCUCAACAUUGUGGAUUAUCUCAUCGGUAAAGGAGUGGAUGUUAAUACUGCUAAUGCAGAGAAGAAUACUCCUCUUCAUUGGGCUUGUCUCAAUGGUCAUGUUCAGGUGGUUCAUAACUUGAUUGUGGCCGGAGCAGAUGCAAGCUUGUUGAACAGCCACGAGCGGACGCCCAUUGAUGAGGCAGUGGGUAGGGGGAAAUUGGAUGUGGUUGAUGCGAUCAAUGCUGCUGCAGCGCAAGUUGAACUAAGUGGCACGAGCAUGUCCUGAUGGAGAGGUGAUUGGGAUGAUAUGCAGGUAGCUGUCUCGAUUUUCUGCUGUCUUUAUGGGAGAGAUGCUAGGCUUAUGUGAUGAGAGAGUUUAGUGAUAUAACGUGGCGGUUCUUGUAGUCUAUUGUCAAUGCCUCAAUUUUGCGAUGUCAUGAGCUAUAAGAUAUUCAUCGAAUAUGAAAAGCGGCCCAAUGUUGCCGACUGCAA